GGGACAGUUUCCGCCAUUUUUGAAAAUUGGGAGGGUUCCGGAAUAAGUGUAGUUGCCGCCGCGGCGAUGGCAGCCUUCGCUGUGGAACCCCAGGCGCCCACGCUGGGAUCUGAACCAAUGAUGCUGGGUUCACCUACAUCUCCAAAGCCAGGAGUUAAUGCCCAGUUCUUACCUGGAUUUUUAAUGGGGGAUUUGCCAGCUCCUGUGACUCCACAACCUCGAUCAAUUAGUGGUCCUUCAGUAGGAAUAAUGGAAAUGAGAUCUCCUUUACUUGCAGGUGGGUCACCACCACAACCAGUUGUGCCUGCUCAUAAAGAUAAAAGUGGAGCUCCACCAGUUAGAAGUAUAUAUGAUGACAUUUCCAGCCCAGGACUUGGAUCAACACCUUUAACUUCAAGAAGACAGCUGAACAUUUCGGUAAUGCAGAGUCCUGUUGGAGUUACCACAGCUACUCCAGGAACAGGACAGAGUAUGUUUAGUCCAGCAAAUAUUGGUCAGCCACGAAAGACAACAUUGUCUCCUGCCCAGUUGGAUCCUUUUUAUACUCAAGGAGAUUCUCUGACUUCAGAAGAUCACCUCGAUGACACUUGGGUGACUGUGUUUGGAUUUCCUCAAGCAUCUGCUUCCUAUAUAUUAUUACAGUUUGCUCAAUAUGGAAAUAUCUUAAAACAUGUGAUGUCUAACACAGGAAAUUGGAUGCAUAUUCAUUAUCAAUCUAAACUGCAGGCCCGGAAAGCCUUAAGCAAAGAUGGGAGAAUUUUUGGAGAAUCCAUCAUGAUUGGUGUGAAGCCAUGUAUAGACAAAAGCGUUAUGGAAAACAGUGACAGAUACGCCUUGUCAUCCCCAUCUUUAGCCUUUACACCACCAAUCAAAACCUUAGGUACACCAACACAGCCUGGGAGUACUCCCAGAAUUUCUACCAUGAGACCUCUUGCUACAGCAUACAAAGCUUCUACUAGUGACUAUCAGGUUAUUUCUGACAGACAGACGCCAAAAAAAGAUGAAAGUCUUGUAUCCAAAGCAAUGGAGUACAUGUUCGGCUGGUAGUAUAAUAAGAUCUAAGAAAUCAGCUACCGAAGAGGAGGCUGCUACAUUAAAACAGAGUUAGCAGAGUACUGCCAGUUUUCUUCGGUUAGUUAUAUAACCACUCUUGGCAGUAUUGGAUAUCUAUCUCAUACUUCUUUUAGAAGCUUUUUUUUUUUUUUUUUAAAAGGAUAAGGCUAUUUGUAGCUUACACUCUAAAAGCUGCUUGAGACAUUUUGAAGAAAACUAAAAAUCCGUAUAAAUAGGAUUUUGUGCUUUCUGUGAUAGUGCAUGCUUAAGCAAAGAAACUCUGCAUUGAUCACUGAAAAUUAAAUAAUUAAACUUGUCAUGAGGUCUCUUAGUCUUCUGAGAAGGUGGAGUGAAUUUCAUGAAGGGAAACUGCAGCUGCUUCUCCCAAGACACAAAGAUUACAAAUAGAGAUUUGAAUUAUGGUCUUUUAAUUUAGAUCGUAUUUAAUAUUUUAAUUAUCUUUGUAUAUGUCCUGUCAUGGAUUGUCAUUUUUCAGUAUUCUGAAGCUGUAACAUUCUUUUAAAAACUCUACUACUAAAAUUUCUUGAUAAUAAACUUUGUCAAUGA
Lepus europaeus (European hare) is the source of this 1620-nucleotide messenger RNA. It is a transcript of the gene NUP35, whose product is annotated as nucleoporin 35. Gene Ontology annotation, cellular component: nuclear membrane; nuclear pore central transport channel; nuclear pore nuclear basket. Gene Ontology annotation, molecular function: structural constituent of nuclear pore; single-stranded DNA binding; phospholipid binding. Bases 67 to 1047 code for a protein of 326 amino acids. The record is from RefSeq and is a predicted model, not a curated record. Gene Ontology annotation, biological process: regulation of DNA-templated transcription; nuclear pore organization; NLS-bearing protein import into nucleus. The transcript has 9 exons. NCBI's taxonomy places the organism in Eukaryota, Metazoa, Chordata, Mammalia, Lagomorpha, Leporidae.